AUGCGUGUAUGUGUGUGCGUGUUACCCUUGCUUUUGCUGGGAACGAACAUGAUGUACAUUUGUGUGCUGGGUCAGAGGGAUGCUUUGGUGGCCGGACCCCCCAACAGCAUCGCAACAGCUUCACCUUCUAAAAAGCAUCAUCCGCAGGACACACGGCUCAAAAAAGGUCCAGAGAAUCGCAGAAUCGCACAGGUGUCUGACGCUUCUGAACGUCUCAUCCAGCUUCAGCGUUGUAUGCUACAACAUGAAUCGGUGGUUUUGAGUCAGACAGACAGCUCUGAAUCGAUUGUAGGCUUUUUGGCUCUUAUGGCAGCAGUGCUUACAGAAUGUGACCUCCGCUGCCAUAGUCACAGACUUAAAGAGUUGACCACCAGACUCGAAAGUGUGGUGGGCCGGGGUGGAGAGAAAGACUUGCUGCUGUUGUUGAAGAGUAUCACACGUUCCACACCUAACAGCCCCAAACCAAGGACACCUACAGUUCCUCCCUCCGCAGGCCUUUACCCUCAAGACUGUCAAGAGAUCUACCAGCUAGGAAUCAAAGAGAAUGGAAUUUACACCAUACAACCUGAUCCAAAGCAGCCAGCGCUGGAGGCUAUGUGUGACAUGACUUCAGCUGGAGGGGGAUGGACAGUGUUCCAGCGUCGGUUUGAUGGACAAACUGACUUUAAUCGAACCUGGCAGGAAUACCGUGAUGGAUUUGGCUCACCGCAGACAGAGCACUGGUUAGGCAAUGCAGUUCUCCAUGCCCUGACCUCUAGUGGCCAUCACACACUCCGCAUCACCCUUCAAGACUGGUACGAACAGAAGCGCCACGCAAACUACAACACCUUUAAAGUGGCAGGAGAAAACCAAAGGUUUCGCAUCACUGCUCGAGAUUACUACGGUGAUGCUGGCAACGCUCUCAGCUAUAGCAGACAGUAUAAUCACGACGGCAGAUCUUUCAGCACAUUUGAUCGGGAUAAUGACCGAUAUGCCGCUGGUAACUGUGCCCGCUACUAUGGUGCAGGCUGGUGGUUUGACUCCUGUUUGGCUGCUAACCUUAAUGGACGCUACUACAAUGGGCGUUACACUGGCAUCACAGAUGGAAUCUACUGGGGCACCUGGUAUAUCCUGACUGACUAUCGCUCAGGGGAAAGAUACUCAUUCAAAAGUGUUGAAAUGAAAACAAGACCCAAACGGAGCUAGGGCAGACUUGAAUUUGUAUUUUUUCUAAUGACAUUGUAAGAAUAUAAUCUUGUGAUUUUUGACGUGUAUAGAUAUUCUUCCUUGCACUGUGUGUUUCAGGGGUUUUCAAAGUGGGAUCCGGGGGUCCUCAAUCCUUAGCCAGGGGGUCCGUGAAAUAAUUUGUUAUAAACAAUAUAAUUGUUCUGUAGGGAUAUUUACAUGUCAGUCUUGAUACUGUUCAUUUAAGGAAAACUUUUAAGAUCAUUAAAAAGUAUAACUGUUUAGUCUUAAUGUAAUUUGAACAAAACAACCCACAAGUUAAAUUAACAUGAUUCAGAAGAGAUUGUGUUUUUGUUAAUCACUAUGAAACGUAUGUAAAAAUAUGCUUUAAUAUAAGAAUAUGCUUAGUAACUCUGUUAAGGCGUUUCUUGAAAAAUAUUCUCCCCUGUCCGCAAAAAGGUUUUUGAACCGCUGGUGUAGCCUAAUUCACUUCAAAUGUUUUAUAAUGGACUGUUAAUUAUAUUGUAACCUGGACCUGCAAUUAUAGUAAACUUUUUUAUUUGAAGAUUUCAGUGGUAUGAUAUAAGAAUGUUUAUAAACGUUUUCUUACGCAAUAAAUUUUAAAUGCCACAAUGUAAGCUGUGUGAACUCCUUGCAUGUCUCUAUUUAUA
Molecule: messenger RNA, 1835 nt
Organism: Paramisgurnus dabryanus
Lineage: Eukaryota; Metazoa; Chordata; Actinopteri; Cypriniformes; Cobitidae
Product: fibroleukin
Biological process (GO): positive regulation of heterotypic cell-cell adhesion; fibrinolysis; blood coagulation, common pathway
Cellular component (GO): fibrinogen complex
Molecular function (GO): protein-macromolecule adaptor activity; extracellular matrix structural constituent
Source: RefSeq, a predicted model, not a curated record